Molecule: messenger RNA, 4350 nt
Organism: Entrophospora candida
Lineage: Eukaryota; Fungi; Glomeromycota; Glomeromycetes; Entrophosporales; Entrophosporaceae
Source: the annotation of a GenBank genome assembly
AUGCCACCAGCAGCAGCAACUUCAAAAAAACGAAUUAGGGAUGAUGGCGAGUAUACCAACUCUUCAAUCAGUUUAAAUCCAAUCAAAAAGGUUCGCAAACAAUCAAAAAAUGCAACAGUUUCGGCUACGCCGACUGACCACUCUGAAGAUGAGGAUGAAAUCAUUACCAAAAUGGUCCCAAAGAUUGCAGCUUUGGAUCCGAAUUCAUUUGCAAGCUCAGAAACUAGAGAAGCACCUCAUGAUUCAAUUUCUCGUUUUUUUGGAAAAGACGAUUUUUCAUAUAUCAAAUUAAAAAAAGAUCAUACAAACAGACCUUUAUGGAUAAAUCCUGUAAAUGGUCAUAUAAUUCUUGAAGGUUUUUCUCCUUUUACAGAAAAAGCUCAAGAUUUCCUUAUAACUAUUAGUGAACCUGUUAGCAGACCAUCACAUAUUCAUGAAUAUAAAUUGACCCCUUACUCUUUAUAUGCAGCAGUAUCUGUUGGAUUAGAAACCAAUAACAUAAUAGAUGUUCUUAACCUUUUAUCAAAGAUUGAAAUACCAGAAAGCAUUAUCGAUUUAAUUAAAGCCUGUACAUUAUCAUAUGGAAAAGUAAAACUUGUAUUAAAACAUAAUCGAUACUUUGUGGAAUCAUCUUAUCCAGACAUUUUACAAAAAUUGUUACAAGAUCCUAUAAUUUCAGAGGCUAGAAUUAUGAAUAAUGAUGGAUCUAAUGAUGAAUUUUUAAAAGAUAAAGCUCCAACUGGAAAAGAUUUAGUGAUUCCCGGAGCUAAUAAAAAACAGGACAAUCCUGAAAACAAGAACGUAAAUAAUAAUGAAAAUGAUGCAAAAAAUGACGAUGAUGGAAUAUUUAAUACUGUUGUCGAAAUAGAUAAAGAUUAUCCUAUGUUAGAAGAAUAUGAUUUCCGUAAUGACACCAAUCUUCCUACACUUGACAUUGAUCUUAAACCUAUAACCGUUAUUCGUCCAUACCAAGAAAAAUGUUUAAGCAAAAUGUUUGGAAAUGGACGUGCAAGAUCUGGAAUCAUUGUAUUACCUUGUGGUGCAGGCAAAACCCUUGUAGGCAUCACUGCUGCUUGUACAAUUAAAAAGAGUUGUCUAGUACUAUGCACUUCUGCAGUGUCAGUUAUGCAAUGGAAACAACAAUUUAUACAAUGGUCAAAUAUUAAAAAAAAUCAAAUUGCUGUAUUUACUUCAGAUCAAAAAGAAAAGUUUGUAGGUCAAGCUGGUGUUGUCAUUUCAACCUAUAGUAUGGUAGCAAAUACAAGGAACAGAUCAUAUGAAGCAAGUAAAAUGAUGGAUUUUAUUAUAGGCCGUGAAUGGGGGUUCAUACUAUUAGAUGAGGUUCACGUUGUACCAGCUAACAUGUUUAGAAGAGUGGUAACAAAGAUAGCUGCUCAUACUAAACUUGGUCUGACAGCAACGUUAGUUCGUGAAGAUGAAAAAAUUGGUGAUCUGAAUUUCUUGAUUGGCCCUAAACUUUAUGAAGCAAAUUGGAUGGAUUUAGCCUCAAAAGGUCAUAUUGCAAAUGUUCAAUGUGCUGAAGUUUGGUGUCCAAUGACUCCAGAAUUUUAUUCAGAAUAUCUUAAAGCAUCCUCACGGAAAAGAAUGUUAUUGUAUGCUAUGAAUCCGAAUAAAUUCCAAGCUUGCCAAUAUUUAAUUCAAUUUCAUGAAGAUCGUGGCGAUAAAAUAAUAGUAUUUUCAGACAAUGUAUAUGCUUUAGAAAAAUAUGCAAGACAAUUACAUGUUCCAUUUAUUCACGGAAAAACGAAACCUUCAGAGCGUUUAUAUAUUCUUGGAAAAUUUCAAAGUGAUCCCAAAAUUAAUACAAUUUUUUUGUCAAAGGUUGGUGAUACUUCAAUUGAUUUACCUGAAGCCACGUGCUUGAUACAAAUUUCUUCGCAUUAUGGCUCCAGACGUCAAGAAGCACAACGUUUAGGUCGUAUUCUUCGAGCUAAACGUAGAAACGAUGAAGGUUUUAACGCCUUCUUUUAUUCAUUAGUAUCAACUGAUACACAAGAAAUGUAUUAUUCAACAAAACGUCAACAGUUUUUGAUUGAUCAAGGAUAUGCUUUUAAGGUUAUAACAUCACUUGAGGGAAUGGAAUCAACAGCUGAUCUAGUUUAUAAAACAUUGGAUGAACAAAAAUCUUUACUUACUGAAGUAUUAUUGGCAAAUGAUAAAGAUGCUGAACUAGACAACGAUGUUGAAUCCAAUGCUGAUGAUUUGCCAGGUUCAAUCACCAGCAGAAAUUUCAAUACACAACAAAAGAGAAUUGGCAAUGGUGGUGUAGUUAAAAGAUCUGUUGGUAAUAUGAAAAGUUUAUCAGGUGCUGAUAAUAUGGUUUAUACAGAAGUUGGUUCUGGGUCUUCUAAUUUGGCUCGUCAUGAUAAUACACCUUUGUUGGAUAACAAGUUAAAUACUUCUGUUGUUCAAUCAACUAUUGUUAAAAAUUCCAAAGAAAACAACGACGAAGAUAAGACUAAUGACAAUGGAUUAUUAAAAUCUUUUGAAGAAAACGAAAACUCUAAAUCAGUUCAAAAAAAACCUAUUUCAUUUGAAACUCUAAAGAAAAAGACUACAAAAGAAAUAAACAUUACUUUAGCCGACAAAUCUGAGUAUACAAUACCUCCUGCAAUUGCUGAAGAUGUCUUAAGAGAAAUGCUUGCAAACAAACCAACUAAAGAUUUGCUAGAAGAACUUGAGUCUGCUCCUGUGUUAACUAAUGGUAAAAGCGAAAAUAGUAGUUCUUCGAAAAUUAAAGGAGUUGGCAGUGUUAGUAUUGAUUUCUCAACAAAACAUGAAAAAAAUGAUUCUACUUUUCCACCUAAAUUCAAUUUUCCUAAUAUCGAAGAUAAAAAUUUUUUUCUGCCAAAUUUCACAAACCUUUCCACAAAGCCCUCACUUACCUCUUUUUCCUUUGGUAAUUUUUCCGAGUCAUCUUCUCAAAAUUCUACUCAAAAAACCUCUGUGCCUCCACCAGCUCUAUCUUCACUUUCUGCUCGCACUAAUAUUAAUCAAAAACGGGUAACAAUUCAGCUACAUCCGCCAGUACUUGAUAAAUUUUCUCCUCAAUUGCCAUCAAAAACUCCUUCAAUAACGAUGCCGUCAAGUUCUAUAUGGCCUCCACAAAUUAGCACUUCAUCUCCAACUGACACACAUUUUUCAAAUUCUAAUUUAUUAUUUUCUCAAUUCACUGGUUCUUUCAAAUUUGAUAUAAGUCCUAAAAGUAUUUCUGGGGUGCAGAAUAAUAUAAAUACAGGUAGCUCUAAUGCUUAUUUAACUGUAUCGACAAAUCAAUCAAUAAAAAAUAUGAAAAGUUCUAAUAAAAAUAACGAUGAAAUUAUAUUGCCAAAAUUAUUAGCGUCUUCUUCAUCUAUCAAAAAAAUCUCAAUCAAGUUUGGUGAUAUAUCAAAUACAACUUUGGCCUCGUCUGUGUCCACUAAAGGACCUACAAUUAACGUUAAUAGUAAUAAUAAUGGUACACCUUCUUCUUCUUUACAAACUUCACCUCCCAGAGGUUUUGCCCAUAAUGCCACAAAUACUUUUCCCUUCUACAGACCAAUUCGUCCAUUACCUUCACGUGCCAAAUCUCAUAAUGCCAAUAAUAAAAAGAAAAGAAAGGCUUUACAGACUGUUGGAAUUAGUUCAACAGCUAGUAGUGGAAUUGGUGGAGUAAUGAAAAAUGUGACUGCGAAAGAAAGAACAAAUCCAUUAAGAAGAGUUGAAAGAAGUUUUGACAACAAAUCUGUUAAUAAAGAAACGUAUAGUAUGCGACCACCGCAAACAACAUUUGAUUUCUCCUUUAAAUCAAUAACAGAAAAAUCGGCAGCGGCAGCGGCAGCAAGCGUUAAUGCAGCAAGUGCAAAGCGGUUGGCUGCUGUUUCACCGAUUCAAACGAUGAAUUCCAAGAACGAUCCUUUUUCUUCAUCAUUAUUUCUACAACAAUCACAUUCUACAGUAAUAACCAUAAAUCCACAAAAUAAUUCAAAGAAAAAAACAUCAACGAAACGUUCUGCACCUUCAUCAUCAUUAUUUAAAAAUGAAGAUAGCACGCAUAAUAACAAUCAGUAUGCUAAAGUAUUACCACCACCACUACCUCCAACUACUCCCAAAAGGUUGCCUAAUGCAGGACUAGAUAUCCAACCUGCACAUAAUAAUACUUCAAGACGUAAGAUUAAGUUUUCGGAAAAAAACGGUGAUUGGAUUUGUAUUUUCUGUCAGUAUCGAUUAUAUUAUGGUGAUGGAAGACGAUUUCGGAGAAGAACGAAAUCAAAUAACUCAAAUAAUGGAGGAGAUGGAGGAAAUCCAGGAGAUGGAGGAAAUGUGCCCGAUAAGACUCUUGCAACUUAG